This is a messenger RNA of Ostrinia nubilalis (European corn borer), 2035 nucleotides long. Its product is annotated as angiotensin-converting enzyme-like. NCBI's taxonomy places the organism in Eukaryota, Metazoa, Arthropoda, Insecta, Lepidoptera, Crambidae. Bases 1 to 1971 code for a protein of 656 amino acids. Gene Ontology annotation, cellular component: plasma membrane. Gene Ontology annotation, biological process: proteolysis. The record is from RefSeq and is a predicted model, not a curated record. The transcript is spliced from 9 exons. Gene Ontology annotation, molecular function: peptidyl-dipeptidase activity; metallopeptidase activity.
AUGGGUGAUGUAGGAAGAAAUAGUGAAAACCACAGGGAGACUUUGAAUCUAUACGACGAACUACAGUCCCUUUACUCAAACGUAGAAGUGUGCAUACCAAGACAACACAACUCAACCAUCAUCAACUCUACAGACGCAGAAUCCGCCAUCUUGGAUUACCUGUCAACUGUCAAAAAUCUUUUGAAACUGACAGAUGGCGUAACCGUUUCAGCGAAAGUCGCGGCAGAUGCCGAGUUGGAAAACGGAGGGCUAUGUUUUAAGGGAGAACAUGAUUUUGAGGAUAUGAUGAAGGGGAAGAAUGAGGAGGUUUUGAGGUGGAUUUGGUCUUUGUGGAGGGAGAAGGUGGGAGGGUCGAUGAAGGAGCCUUAUAAGAGAUUGGUGGAGUUGGAGAACAGAGCUGCUUGGAGAAGUGGAUACACCGACAUAGGAGCAUCAUGGCGAGACGAGCUUGAAAUGCCGAACUUACGAAAGCUCAGCAGAAGCCUCUACAACGAAAUACGACCUUUCUACACCCUCCUUCAUGGGGUGGUCAGGUUCUACUUACGAAGGCAGUAUGGUGACGUUGUACCGAGGGCUGGACCGAUACCAGCUCAUUUGUUAGGUAACCUUUGGUCCCAAAACUGGGAAACUAAGUUAGAAUUAAUAACUUCGAAGAAGUUGAAUCUAGAUGACAGCAUAAAGAAACUUAACUGGACUGUUGAGCACAUGGUAAAAAGAGUUGAAGAUUUCUAUCAGUCGAUGGGGUUGCCAGCAAUGACUGAGACUUUCUGGCGGGAAUCUGUUUUCUCGAAGGAAAAUGGCAACACUCGAUGUCACGGCACUGCAGCGGACAUGUUCAAGCCAGGCGAUUUCAGAAUGAUGUACUGCACGGGCACAACUUUUGAAGACUUUUACGUACUUCACCAUGAAUUUGGGCAUAUCCAAUAUUACAUGGCUUAUGAGAAUCAACCUGGAAUAUUUAAACAAGCAAACACAGCACUCCACGAAAGUAUAGGAGACGCAAUCAUGUAUGGAGUGAUAACUCCUCAACAUUUGAACCGGCUAGGACUCGUAAACGACUCAAUUUUAUACGAAAACAGUUCAAAAUCCUUCUCAAAGCGAGCGGAUUCUGAAACAAAACACCAUCUGGGAAUUAAUUUAGAAGAUGGCCGGUUAGCAAAAACAAAUGACAAUCUAGAAAACGCUCCAUGGAGUUUGUCAAACAAUUUGAAUUUGGAAAGCGAUAUGCAUGACAUGAGAGAAGAUUCGAAAACAAAAGUGAAUAGACUGCCAUAUUUAAAUGAAUUCGAAACAAAUGAAGACAAUUUAAUUGAAGGCAAAAGCAAAGUAUCGUUUGUCAAAACAAAAGAAAGUGACAUGAAAGAGGAUACUAUUUUUGAUGCUACGAAUAAUUUCGAAAAUGAUUUGACUACUGAUGAAAUGCUUUUGCUAAGACAGGCUCUGAAUAAAAUACCUCAAAUACCUUUUGCUUUGGUCAUUGAUGAGUACAGAUGGAAGUAUUUCGAAGGCAGUAUAGAUAAAGAUAAGUUUAAUAAAGAAUUCUGGGAUUUGACUUUAGAAUUGCAAGGUAUUGCUCCUCCUGAAGAAAGGGGUGAAGAGUAUUUCGAUGUAGCAGCCAAAUUCCAUGUGCCCGAUCAUACUCCUUAUAUACGAUACUUCCUGAGCAGUUUCAUCCAGCACCAGAUCUUCGAGGCGCUCUGCAGGGCAGCUGUCUUCGGCAGGCGAGACGUCACUGCCGAUAUACCGGGCAGCAUCAGCUUGAAUAGAUGUGACAUUUACGGGUCUAAGGCUGCGGGGAAACUGCUGAAAGAUUUGAUGUCCAGAGGCCACUCUCAACACUGGCAAGAAAUCCUCCAGGAAACAACUGGCAACACAGAUAUAACAGCUGAUUCUCUAAAGCGAUACUACCGCCCUCUCUAUGACGUUUUGAGGCGUAUAGUUCAGAAGCACCAAAUACCUUUGGGGUGGUAAAAUGUUUGUAAAAUUUAACGGCCUAGUCAAAAUGUUCCUAUAAUUUUAUAUGAUUAAAUCACUG